Molecule: messenger RNA, 1014 nt
Organism: Parascedosporium putredinis
Lineage: Eukaryota; Fungi; Ascomycota; Sordariomycetes; Microascales; Microascaceae
Source: the annotation of a GenBank genome assembly
AUGGCAACUGCCCCGCCAACUUUGGAUCGGGCUCCAAGCCCCGCGGCGGCCACCCCGCAGGACAGCAUCCUUCGACCUCAGGCCGCUGCUCUAGAAGCUGUUGAAGAUGUGCUUUAUGGAUCCGUCGCUGGCGUAGUUGGGAAAUAUAUCGAAUAUCCCUUUGACACCGUCAAGGUCCGGCUUCAGUCGCAGCCAAACACCCUACCACUUCGAUAUACUGGACCCCUCGAUUGCUUUAGCCAGUCUAUCAGGGCUGAUGGGUUUCUGGGACUUUAUAGGGGAAUUAGCGCGCCAUUGGUAGGGGCGGCACUUGAGAAUAGCAGCCUCUUCUUCUUUGAGCGCAUUGGCCGCGAUCUUGUGUGCGCCUCCGGCUAUCUGCCUCAGGACAAGCCACUCCCCUUGUCGGCCCUUUGGUUCACCGGUGCUUUCUCAGGGGCCUUCACCUCUCUCGUCCUUACUCCCGUCGAGCUCGUCAAGUGCAAGAUCCAAGUACCCGCCGCUGUCGAAGGCAAAGCGCCCCCACCGCUUCGACCAAUCUCCGUCGUCAAGGACAUAUAUCGUCACCACGGGCUACGCGGGUUCUUCCACGGCGGCAUAGGUACCCUGAUUCGAGAGGCUGGAGGGGGCGCAGCUUGGUUCGGUACCAAGGCCACGAUUUCCAGAAUGUUCCUUGACCGACGGGCCCAGACCGCCACGACAUUUGAGGAACGGGAGGAACUGCUCGCGAAACCCCUUCCUCUCUGGCAACAAGCCUUUGCUGGUGCGUGCGCCGGAAUGUCGUACAACUUCCUUUUCUUCCCUGCAGACACGAUCAAAUCCCGUAUGCAGACGGCUCCCAUUGGCCAGUCCGUCCAGUCACAGACAUUCUUGUCUGAAGGCAUUUCCCUCUGGAAGCAGCAUGGUCUACGAGGCAUGUAUAGAGGCUGUGGCAUAACCGUUAUGCGAUCCGCGCCGAGCUCAGCCUUCAUUUUUAUGGUUUUCGAUGGGUUGAAAACCUACUUUCCACUAGGCUAA